AUGUCGUCAGACAGGAGCGAAAGCCCUCCGCCGCCCGACUGGUCGCCGCCGGCGUCCGAGGCCGACGCGCGCGAAGUGCGCCAGAGCUUGGACAGCUACGCGCCGCCGCCUCCCGCGCGGGAAGCGCUGCGUUAUAGCCAGGAUAGCGCGCCGCCGCCGCCGCCGCCCGUGAGCCAGAGCGUGGACAGCUACGCGGCCGCGCGCACGAGCGUGGAUAGCUACGCGGCCGCGCGCCAGAGCCAGGACAGCUACGCGCCGCCGCCGCCCCCGCCGCGAGUUAACCAAGAGCCAGCACCACCACCAUGGGAAGACGACGACGACGACGACGACGCGGCGCCGCGCGCGUGGCACGACACCGAUGAAGACGCGGCGCCGCGCGCGCCGGACGCCGUCGACGACUUCGCGGCCGCGGACGCCUGGGCCCGCGAGGAACGAGUGGCGGCCGAGGAAGCCAAGGCCUUCGCGGCGCUCGCCGCCGACGGCCCGCCGCCGUGGGCCGACGACGACCCGGACGAGACGACGCUCUGGCAGAAUUCGAAGGCUUCGAAGCCGGCCUGGGCUGAUGACGACGAGGAAGGAGAAACGACGGCCCUGGACGACCUCGACGCCGCGCCGGUGAAGGCGAGGCGGUCGAGCGAGCAGCUCGAGCGCUUCUCGCGAUUACGGAAGUCGCGCUCGCCCAAAAAGAAGACACCUGACGUGGAUGAGGGACCGCCGCCGCAGUCGGCGCUCGUGGCCAAGCUGUUCGGGAAAAGGCCCGCGCCCAAGAAACCGGAGGCUCCGCCGCCACAACCGGUGCCAUUAUCCAUGGAAGACCGGCAAGCCUUGGAAGGCGAACUCUCGAAAACCGAGGCCGAACUCGCAGAGGCGCGCGCGGCGUGCCGGAAGCUGCGCGCCGACGUCGACGCGGCGCAGCGCCGCGCGACGGAAUCGUUAGCGGAGCGGACGUCGGUCCGCAGCCAGCGCCAGAAGGAGCUCGAUGAAUGGAUCGCGCGGGAGCGCGACGUCUGCAAGCGCGAGUCCCUCGCGCUGCAUAGGGAUCGACGCAGUCGUAGGGACGAGCGCGUCAAUCUCGAUCGGCAGAAGAAGAAGGAGGUCGAGCGGCUCAAGGAGGAGGCGGCGGCGUUAAGGGAUCAAUUAGAAGCUCGAGCGCGGCGCGACCGGUUGACCGAGCGGCGCCUGAGCGACCGCAACGCGCAAGCCGAGGCAAAAGCAAGGGAGCUCGCGACGCAGCUUUCCUUACUCGAGACGCAGAACGCCGAGGCCGCGGCCAAGCGCGCGCGGCGCGCGGCGGUGCGCGCGGCCGACCGCGACGCGUUUGGAUUAAGGGCGGCCGAGGUCGCGGCUGCUAAAGCCGACGCCGAGGAGACGAUGCGGACGCGGUCUUCAUUAAAUGAGGAGACGGCGGCGUCUUCACAACCAUCAGAAACGUUCCUCGACCAGCCGACGACGUUCUUCGAGGCGGAAACGCGCCUCGAGGCCUCGUACGACGCGGGCCGCUACGCUUCGACCCCGCUGGACGAGGAGGACGACGACGCGUCGGACGACGGCGGCGACGAUCGGAGCGCGUCGGCCGGCGACCCGCGCCGCAGCCAGGACAGCUUCGCGCUGCGCCGCAGCCAGGACAGCGUCGCGCGGAGCCAGGACAGCUUCGCCGCGCCGCCCGCACCAAUCCAUCAAUCCCAGACGGAGCCGGCCUGGCGGCCCGCGGGCCGCGACGGGAAAUUGGAGCGGGCCUGGGCCGAUGGCACGCGCGAGGUGAAAUAUCGCAACGGCACGACGAAGCGGUGUUCCGCUUCCGGUGAAGUCGUGGUGUCCUUCCAGAACGGGGAUACGAAGACCACCUCGCCCGAGGGCACGGUCGUCUACUUCUACGCCGCGGCCGACACGACGCACACAACCGAUGAACUGAACGGGAUCGAGACCUUCGAGUUCCCGAACGGGCAGUUCGAGCGGCACUUUUCUUCUGGUGAAAAGGAAAUUAGAUUUCCGGACGGCACGGUCAAAUUGGUUAGGGCUGAUGGUGGGACGGAGACGACUUUUGCCGAUGGGCAGGUUGUGGUCGAGGAGCCGCCCGAGUAA
This is a messenger RNA of Pelagomonas calceolata, 2082 nucleotides long. The record is from the annotation of a GenBank genome assembly. NCBI's taxonomy places the organism in Eukaryota, Pelagophyceae, Pelagomonadales, Pelagomonadaceae.